AUGGAUUUUGGCACUGCUUUGCAACUUUAUGGUAUUCUGGAUCCUGUGGGAAAGGACUUUGUUUUCCAUCCCAUGUGUCUAAAAAUGCAGUUCUUUCUCUGUGCUAGUUUGGAGAAGGCUAUAGAAAGAACUCAAAGGGACAAUGUGUUGGCAGGCACCUCCUUCUUUCAAGCCUCACCUUUCCCUUUUUUCUGCUUGCUAUAAGGAUUCCCUAGACAGGAUCUUUGAUGGGAAUAGUAGUAGACUUCACCCUUCUGUCCCCUUGCAUCAGGCAUUGUUCAUUUGACCCUAAUGAAUGACAUGCCAAGGAGGCCCAGACAAUAUUGGUAAUUAUAAAUAAUUAUUCUAAGUAAAAAUUGUAACCUUCCAGAAUAGAAACAGAAUGGGGAAUCUAGAUUUCAAACAAAUGACAAAUGGAACAGAUGGAUUGGGUUAUCCCUCCAUGCUGCUCCGUAGGCUCCAGUAUCAAUCCCUCCAUUUGUCCAUGAAAGGGGCACAGAAUAACUGCAUCAGCAAAGUUUGAAGUCGGCUUUCAGCAAACAUGCAGUUUAGUCAAUUAAAAGUUCAUGAAAUAUUGUUAAUUAAAAUGUGCAGAGAAUGUGAGAAAUCAUUUAGUGAGGUAUGUUCAAUGUAUAACAAAGAUUAAUGGGAACAAUAUGGAAAGAUAAAUGUUUGGCUGAACUUCAAGAAAAUCUUCUUGACAGUGAUGUAUAUUGCUCCAAAGAACUUUUCCCAAGGGAAGUGAUACAAACCCAUUAUCAGGGACAUGUCAUGCCAGAGAAGAUAAGAGCUGCAAAGGUGACAAAAGUUCACUGCUUGAGGAAUCACAUGUGGUCUGAAGAAGGAAAAGGUAUUAUUGCAUAUCUUGCUGGUUGUGUGGCUAUCAUUCAUUGGUUAAAUCUUGAUGACUUACUUGUGUGAAAAGGCCACUGCAGAUUAAAGAGCAUAGAUGGUGCUUUAAAUAUUGCCUACAUGAAAUCACUAGGGGGCAGAGAGGAGUGUAGCUCAGAGAUAGAUCAUUCUGUUUUCCUGUAUCAGACCCAAGGUUCAAUCUCUGGUGUCUCCAAUAAUUAUUAUUUUUAAAUCACAGGCAAUACAGUUGGGAAAGAUCUGAAACCAAGAUCUGGAGAGCCACUAAUAAGUACAAUAAAUAUUAUUGCGGCUAGAUAUGCCAACAGUCUACCUCAGUAUCAAGGUAUUAUUUUGUACGUGCAAAUACAUCUCUUCUAAAUGAGCACAGAUGUAAUUUUCAGCUGUGAUUUACACAUGUAUGUGUGAACAAAACCUCCAUAAAACAAUCCAGCUUCUCUCAAACUCAAAUCCCUCAUGGGUUUCUUCUCAAGUUAACUCAAAAACAAAACAAAACUGCACCUGCUCAGGUUUGAUUUCCAGCUGAUUUGGGGAAGCGUUGUAUUCUGUAUUGCACGGCUGAUUAGAACGAGCAGACCUCUGUACAUUGGCUUAAUCAUUCCAAGUAGGCAGAACUGAGAAAUACACUGCACUGUAUGUAUUCAUUUAAUUUUACCUUAACAUUAAUGAAAUGCCAUUCCUUAUUGUAAAGCACCAGUCAGUAUUUUUUAACAGGGAAAAUGUAACAAAUGACAAAUCUACACCAUUAAAAGCAAGCAACAGAAGUCUCAUAAAGUGAUUGCAAAGUUGAGAUAAAAAUGUUUUAAAUCAUUCAUGGCAUAGUAAGAGCUGAAAUUUUAAAUGGAGGAAGGGGGGGUCCCAACAACUACAGCAUGUUAAUUAGCCAGCUCUAAACAAGCAAGGUUGUAGUCCAUGCAUCUCCAAACUUGGCCCUCCAGCUCUUUUGGGACUACAACUCCCAUCAUCCCUGACACUGGUCCUGUUAGCUAGGGAUGAUGGGAGUUGUAGUCCCAAAACAGCUGGAGGGCCAAGUUUGGGAAUGCCUGGUGUAAUCAAACAAAAGAUUCACCACUGCUGAAGCUGCUAUGGUGAAAAUGUCUAGUGGUGAUUUGUUCAUAUCUGAUCGUAUGAGAAUGAUCAAUGAGGUAUGUGGGAGUACUUCCAUACACAGUUGGCUGUGGACUCGACAAUUUUUUCCAUAGUGUCCAUACAAUAUUGUCACUAUUAAAGUGCUGUCCCUUCUUCCUGCUCUUCCUGCUCACAUCUGGAUUUAGCAUUUUUGUAGGGCUUGUUUAAUUAUUGCAUUUUCCAAUUCCAAACUGAAUGGGGAAAAUUCAGUUUACAUGGGAAAAUAAUAAGAGAUAGCAUUUUGGUGAGGAUGCCGUGUGGGUAUUUCACAAAAUCUGCAUGUACAAGCAACACACAGUCACCAAUAAACUGCUGCAUGGAAUAGCCCUGAUUGAACCCAUACAGCAUCCUUCAGAAAUGUGUGCAUAAAUGUAAACCAAAUGUGAAACAAAGGCCUUUCAUGGUUUUGUUUGAGGGAGGCUUUUGAAGAAUUUCACAACUUCAAGUUUAAAAUACUCUUAAGUACAGGGAUAAAACUUGACUUUAUCUGGUCGCCCUCUUAAAAUCUGUGGAUUGAAUUACUUCCUGCACUUGCCGGUGCCUGCAUUAUGAAAGGAUAUACACAGAUGGGUAGGGACAUGUGAAUAUCUGAGGUUAGAAAUUAUAUAAACAAUAAAAUUAAAUGUUGAAAUGUGUGAGCAGGUGAAGGUUUGUUUGCAAGAGAACCAUGAGAGAAGAACGGAACAAUGUGUACACAGAAGCUAUUGCUAUACCGUUGAUGACAAAGGAAGGAAUGAAAGAUGAGAAAGUUGCUGUGCCUUGUGAUUAAACCAGUAGAAACUAGUAGAAGGAAGUGUUGCCAUACACGGACAUAACUGCUCCUUUGCUUGUAAAUGUAUAGAUGUGUGUGCUUUUUUCAUAUUUGGUGUGCUACCCACUCAACAACUUGCUGGUUGAGGUUGUGUUGCACUGACCUUGGCUAAAAGACUAAGCAAUCUCUAGCCUUUUAAACUAGGGGAGGGGUUAUUGCUUUGUUGUGUAUUUUUGUGGUUUUUUAAAUAGUGAACCGCCCUGUGUUCCUCAGAUGAAUAGUAGUGUAGAAAUUUAAUUAUUAUUAAUAAUACAUGAAUGCAUCAUACCCUCAGGCUUCCCCUUCACUCAUUACCUAUAUAGGAUGGGGGGGGGGAGAGAGAAACAGCAGAAGAACCACCUACAGUACCCUCUCUUAACAUGAGGAAAGAGGAGGUGGCUGCUGACUGGAGGUUUUUCAGCAGAAGUUGGAUGGCCACCUGUCAUGGAUGAUUUGAGAGUCCUGUAUUGCAGGGGGUUGGACUAGAUGACUCUCGAGGUACAUUACAAUUCUAUGAGUCUAUGAUGCUAAGAAAAACAGAGGCAUAUGUAAGGAAGCCCCACAAGCCUCCCAUUCUCGCGCACCCUUUUCAUGAAGAAACAAAUUCUCCUUCCCUCCCACCAUUUCCAAAACCCCAAUUUCCACCCACCCUUCACGACUCACUGUACAAAUUAAAACUUUAAAAAAGUAAACACAGCUGAUGAGUCGCUUCUUCCUCUGAAAACUACCAUUUAAAAUUUCUGAUGUCCAGACCCCGCAAUCACAAUUCGGGCAGGGGGGGAAAAACCGUAGGAAAGGCACUGUAGUUGGCUGGCUGGCACGUUCUCGAAGAAGUCAGUCAAUCUCCCGCGCGCCAGACAACCCAAUACAUCUCGGUGUAAAUGCAGAAACCUUCCCUCCACUACCAGCUACGGCCACCCACCUGAGCCUCAAUCAAAGGCUCCUCCCUGGGGGAAGGUCUGGCUCUCAGAACGUGCUUGCAGCCGAGGGAAUGAAUUGCGCAGCCUCCGGGCAGAAACAGCCCAUUGAAAGGUUCUGAUUGGCUAACAAGGUUGCCACGUGAUCCACCCUAGUUCCCUUUGUGCUGUAUGGUAUUCCUGUGACCUGAUUGGCUAGACCGCUAAGCAAGAAGAAAAGGACGCCAUUUUGUCUGCUCACAGUGUUCUCAGGAAUUCUGCCUUCUUUUGAACUAAAACGGUCAGAACUGAAGAACUGCUCCUGUCCGUUGCAGUGUUUUCUGACUACCUACAGAACAGGAGAGCAGCAGUGAGUUGCAGAAGUCUCUGUAAGUGAUCGUGAAGGAUAUAUGGUUGGGCCUGAGUGUGUUUGGCUUUGGGAUUUAGGAGUUUUUUUAAAAAAACGUUUUCUCCUUACAAGUUCCUCGGGGCUCUGCCAGUCUGUUCAAUAGACACACCUCUAGUACACUUGAUUACUCGCUUUCCCCUGCCUUCAUCUGACUAAGAACAUAUAGAAAUGUGGGGGAGGGGGACGAAGCUUAAAGGAUAUUUCAAAUCCAGCCCUACUGAUGAUCCCCCCCAAAUGUUUUUAAACUGAACUGUAGCCAAUUCAGCUCCCCCUUUCCAAUUAUUCUGUUAUUCGCUAGAUACAAGCUGAGAAAGUUCAUACAUCUAACUUCAUACAUCAGGCAGAAAAACAGAUUCCUAGUUUGGAAGGAUCCAUUUUUGGGGGGCAUUCAGAAAAGGUCUGUUCAGCCAGCAAUUUUGAAAGGGAGGUUAGUGCCUAAACAACCCAGAAAUAUCUGGGAAAUGGCUUAUAGGAAAGAAGAUGAACAUUUUGUUUCCAGCGUUAUUAAAAUUGCUGGAAGAUGUCCAUCCAAAAUGAAGUGUGCUUGAAAUCCAGCCUGUGUCUCUAGGUCCUUCUACCCACCCUUUUAAGUUAGCCAUCCCUACACCUCUUCGUUCACCUCUUCCUGCUUCUGGCAUACCUUUUGUAGCCUGUUAUCUCAUUUUCCUCAUUAGCUUUUUUGGCUCAGGUUAUGGUGAGGCACUCUAUCCUCUUGUGAUAACAGUGGUUGUACAUAUUACUGGCAAGAAAUGUAGUGUUAGGUUCCAGGUUAAUUGGUGCCUGGGAUUACCAAACCAUGGGAGCAACAAAAGCCCGAGGCAUUAAAACGAAGAUCUAUGUACUCCUUCAAAACAGGCUGUAGGAGAAGACCUCCUAAGGGAUUGUGGAUAGUAGCAAAUAUAAUAAUGACAUAUGCUUGGUCAUGGGUAGGGACAAUAUCUCAAUUAUGUAAGCGUGGCGAAUGUUCUUUUCUAAUGGGAAUGGGAAAAUGAUGAUAGGCAUUGUGGAGGCUUUUUGAAUGUGAAAGUGUUUCCCCUCUGACUGGUAAACAGAAUUCUUCUGUUAUAAUGUAAAUCAUUUAAAGAUGGCUUAUGCAAGAGACUUAAAUCUGAAAUAGCUUCUGAUAACUGCACUCUGUUAGCUCAGGAGGCAUUGUUGGACAAUUGCUAAACUGCCCUACUUGGAAGAAGGGAUAGGGGGCAAAUUUGAGUCAGUUCACAUUUAAAAGCAAGCACUUCUCUGAAAUUCUCAAUGCUGUUCUCUAGCCAAGUAAUGUGUACAGAAAUGCAAAUACUAGGGCAUGGUUUGCAUAAAAUGCAUAUAUAAGUGAAAAUAACAUACAAAAUGUAUAUUAGGGAAAAUCAGAUUGCAAAAAGUGUAUAUUAGGGAAAAUUGCAUAGAAAAGUGUAUGUUAGGAGAACUUCACACUAAAAUGCUGAUAAAAGUUCAUGAAGACUUUUUUAUAUUAAAAAGAAAUCACAAACUGAUGUGGAAAUUGGAAUAACUGAUUUUAAAAUGGAAAAAUGACAAACUCUGAAAAUACAAAGUUGAUUGAUUCAUCUAUACCUCUUUAGAAGCAACUUGCUGUUCCCCUUGUUAGACAAGCUCCUUAACACUUUUUAUUUAUGGCAGGGGUUGUCAACCUGGUCCCUCCCGCCCACUAUUGGGCGCUUCAGGAUUCUAGGUGGGCUGUAGGGGGUUCUGUGGCACAAGCUGAAUCCUCCUUCCAUCGAGCACUGGUGGGCGGUAAGGAAAUUUUACCAUCAAGAAAGAUGCAUUAGUGGGCGGCAGGUAUAAAAAUGUUGCCUACCCCUGAUCUAUGGAAAUGUGCAAUGUAACUUGAAUGCUGUUAUGUUGGGUCAAGUGGAAGGAAUACCAUAUCUAGGUUUUUGUAUAAGCAAGUAUCUAGCAGAUGUUUGUAUGAUGACUAUUAGGUACUAGUCACAUCCUGUAUGCUCCGUUGGAAGAUGGUGGAGAGAAAUGGUUUUGGAAAUUUGAAUGAAGCCAAUUUAAGGCAGAAGUCUUAGUUUUGCAUAUGGUUGGCAAGAAGCAGUCUUUGUAGGUGUGUGUAUUGGCUGCUCUUGGUUUUGGGAGAACUAGUGCUGUCUUGUCAAAAUGCUUGCCUGCUUCCUUCUGCUCAACUUGUAUAUUUUUUUAAAAAAUAACAUUAUAAUGCUCUAGUAAAAGGACCCCUGGAUGGUUAAGUUCAGUCAAAGGUGACUAUGGGAUAUGGCACUCAUCUUGCUUUUCAGGCCAAGGGAACCAGCGUUUGUCCACAGAUAGCUUUCUGGGUCAUGUGGCCAGCACGAUUAAAUUGCUUCUGUCACAAAGGAACACUGUGACAGAAGCCACAGCGCAUGAAAAUGCCAUUUACCUUCCCACUGCAGUGGUACCUAUUUAUCUACUCGCACUGGUGUUUUUUUUGAACUGCUAGGUUGGUAGAAGCUGGGACAGAGCAACGGGAGCUCACCACUGUCGUGUGGAUUUGAACCGCUGACUUUUCAAUUGGCAAGCACAAGAAGCUCAGUGGUUUAGACCACAGCGCCACCUGCGUCCCUCAAUAUUCAGUACUCUAGUACACUUUCCUUAAAAGAUAACUGACCCUAUAAAAGCUAUCUUGAAAUUUCCUAGUUCUUGCAGGAAGUGCUGGAAUAGUAAUAACAUUUUUCAAGUCAGGCAUUAUUUCAUGGGACAAUCAGGUUCCUGGGAAAAUAAUUUUUGAGAAUUACUGAAUGCAAUCGUCUCAGGGACAGGAUCUCUGAAAAGAGAACUCAGCAUGGAGUCCAAUUGUAGAAAUUUUGGCAGGAAUGAUAUGCACUAAGGGAGGAGAGAAUGCACAGUCCAAAUGAAUUAAGGCCUUUUUCUUGUGGUUGUCAGCUGGUUAGCAGAUGGAACCAUUUCCCCCACCUCCCCAAAGUUAGUCAUAUUUUUAAAAAGAGGUGCUUCAAUAAAAAUAAAUUGCUCUAUCAAUCACUGUGUUUUUCCAUGAGCCUUCAUCAGAUCCGCCCACAAUUUGCAUCAACUGCUGUUAAUCUUAUUUAUUUAACGUUUUAAAAACAAACCUUACUGCAUGAAAAGAAGACCCAAUUGCCCACUCUCCUUUUAAUUUAAAGACCAACUUGAAGUUGUGCACUUCAGUUAUGCAAAGCGUUUGUCCACAAAUUACUGUGAUAAAAAUGUAAACUGACAAACUAUGGCACAAAAGCAGCUGUCCAGAAGCUCAAAAUAGGCCAUCAGUUUUUUGAUAAGCAAAGAGACAGGAGUAUUUUAAAAAGAAGACAAAAUUAUCUCCACUGAGAUGCUGGUCCACAUAUUUCCAUGUGUGCUGAGUGUUUUAAUAAGUAAACAUUUAGCCUAGGAAAUGUCUAGUUUUCAUGUAAGAGAUUCUGGAAUGGAAGGUGCACAUGGAAGCACUGGAAGACUGUGACCUUAGCGUAUUCCAUAGAAUGGUUCACAUGCUGCCUGGCCACACACUUACGUACAUAAUUGUGCUGUCAAUAUGCAGCAAUUCCAGUUAAAAGGUCUUGAGAAACAGGGCUGGGAGAGCCCCUCCAGAAUGGAUAAUGCCUGCCAAAUUACAGGCAAAUAGGUCAAGGGGCUUUGGGGAUGGACACUUUCAAAAUGUGAUCCCCCAAAUUUAUAUUUAGUUCCUUAGAUCCUUUUCUUAGAAGUGUAGAACAAAUAUUAUAUUGCACCUGUAACAGUGCCACUAACUCAGAUCAUAUUGGUUGAGUGGGCAUAUAUUGUGUAAAGCAGGGGUUGUCAACCUGGUCCCUACCACCCACUAGUGGUCGUUUCAGGAUUCUAGGUGGGCAGUUGGGUGUUCUACGGCAUAAGCUGAAUCCUCCUUCCAUCAAGCACUGGUGGGUGGUAAGGAAAUUUUACCAUCAUGAAGGACGCAUUUGUGGGCGGUAGGUAUAAAAAUGUUGACUACCCUUGGUGUAAAGUGAUCCUGCAACUAAACUGGUACCAAGGGCUUUAUAUACUAACUCCUUAAACUGAAAUGAUAAUACAACUGGUUAAAUAACUGCUGCUUCUGUUUCAGGGGCUUUAAUAGCCAGGCAAUGAAAGACGGGAAGAAUUUAGAUGAAGUAUAUUUUAAAAGGCCUAACUUUAGCUGUUAAUUACUGGAACUAGAUGAAUAUGUUCUGGUACAAUAGAAUUCCACCUCUAUCUGCACUCCUGCUGAACUCAUUUUUGUGGCUUAACUAAAGUGUAGUUCCUCCCUCCAUCCAGCUGAAACUUUUUAUGUGGCCUUGCACUACUUUGAACUUGCAAAAAUGCACUUAAAUUGAGGUGGGGACAGAAACCAUUUAUAUUUGCACUGUUAAUUAUGCAAAAGUCCACAAAUAUGAAAAAGGAGGAGAGCAUAAUCCAGGUUUGCUUUGUUGCUCAUAAUAAUGGAGUCUCUAUAAUUAUGUGACUAUGACCUGUAUCUCCAAUAAUAUAAUUUAAGGCGGCAUAAAUUGUAAAAGACUUUAGUUACCACCCUACCUUCCAACUAUUCUUUAUUAAAAUAAUUCUUGCUCAUAUAAGUAAUUAUAUUAUAGGUCCAUGCAAGUGAAUAAUGCUUUUAUUAUUCAGGGAAAAAAAGAAAAGGACUAGGGUGUUUGGUAGAUCUUGGCAUGAGUAACUUCUGCUCUAGCCUACAAGGUGUCCUGUUUGUUCUGUGUCUGUUUGGGCUUUGUGAAGAAGCAAAUGCACAUAUUUCAAGUGAAGAAGGGGAGUGAAGUCUGCUAAUUUAAGUGACCUCUGCGAAAGAAGACGACGGGCUGGAGAAACAGGAAUAUUUUACGAUGAAGAUACACCAAAGGCGGGGUAUGUUGACAACGGGGCUGAAUGGGGGGGGAAACCUUUUUUACUUUCUUUCUAUGUGAUUUACAAGAACCCCUCCUCAUUAGAACCGUCGGUUGAACUGACCCAAGCAGGAUGAUUAAGGUCUGUGCGGAGAUAAACUUUAACCAAAAGUAUGCUUUAUGGAGACCGAGAAGCAAUAAGAGCUUUUGGGAAUGGCACAGCAAUUAAUUCGGAGUCGCCAUCUUGCCAAAGGAUUUACAGCCGGGAGGAAGAACGGAUUUGUUUUCAGACUGCAUUCCUAGUGAAUAUCCUCAGAGGUUUUGAGAAAGGAGACAGAUUGGUGAAGAUUAAUGACGCUAAGACUUUUGAUGUAUGGAAGUGAUGUUAUAUGGAAAACGUCUGGAUAUGGCUACUGGAUAAAAAAAAAAAAUAUCCACGCAGGAUUACAAACUGUUCUAACCAGCUUGCGGAGACUAUCAGAGGUCACAAAGAGAAAGGAAAAAUAUAUGAAAAUAACAACAAGAGAUGUGGAAAAAUAAUAAGAAAGGACUGGAUAGUACUGUGAACAUCAUAAGGUUAGAUUUGUGGACAUUAAAACAGCAGCAAGAAGCAAGAAGUUGAUUGGAUCCCUUCGGAACUUGAAAUAUGGGUACUCCCAACAAAAAUUUAAAAUUCGGCUGUGGAAUUUAUGUAAUUUGGUUUGAUUUGAUGUGAUUGGUCGGUUAAUAAAAAAUUAUUCUUAAAAAAAGAGAUAGAGCUUUGUGAAGCAAUAAUAAAGUCACCAGGACUUCCGCUUGCCCUGUACAAAGAAAGAACGAGUCCAAGUUUCCACUUGUCCCGUGCUUUCUAGGUGGUUUUGCCUUUGCCUUGCCACUUUCCCUUGGAAAACCUGCACUAAACUAAAUAGGAACAAAUGGAAAUCUGUGGAAAACCUGAUUGCUGCUUGUUCAGAUUCAGUGCUAAAGAUUGGGUUUCCCCAGGGGAAAGCAGUGGAGCAAACAGAGGCGUGGAUUAGGCCUGGGUGAUAAAUCAAAAUAUUACCCAGGACCAGUAUGGGGAGCAGACCACAAUGUCGGCUUUAUUCAAUAGUAUAUCGUUGGUGAAAUUGCCACCGCUCCUGAGUCCCUCUUCUAGCAACUUUCUCAAGUGAGCAUUGCUAGCAGAGGGACUCGGGAGCAGUGGUGGUUUCACCAGCGAUAUAUAGCUGAGUGAAGCCACCAUCCCACUCUGCUCUCAUAUUGCACAGAGGGAGAAAAAAGCUGCAUUGGUGAGGCACCAAUACAGCUUGUUGCUCCCUCUGCAUCUUCAAACUGCUCAGCUGAGUGUGCGGUUGCCGCUUGCCUCAGCCGAGCAAUUAAAGGAUCCCCCAACCCGGCUCUGGCUCCCUCAAAAGUGGGGGGAGCACUGGUGAUGAUUCUGCUAACCGUUCAAACAAGCCACUUUGUUCCAGCCCGCUAGGAGCUGGGGUGAAAGCGCCUCAGCUCCCACGUUGAGAGCUGUGGCAGUUUCACCCAGCGCCUCUCAGCCUGAGGCCAAUGUAGCUUGUUUUUUCAGCAUUGCGGCAUACCACCAGACUGCGAUGUUUAGCUGGUGAUAGACUGUGAUGUUGAAAAGCUGAUAUCGCCCAGCCCUAGUGUGGAUAAGCCUUAAGUUAGGCAAAGUUGUAUCCAGCCAGAGUUUGCUGAUUGUUGGAUGGCACUACAGUGGCUACAAGCACUUCAGGUUACAGACUCCGCUAACCCGGAAGUAGGACCUCGGGUUAAGAACUUUACCUCAGGAUGAGAACAGAAAUCAUGCGGCAACAGGAGGCCCCAUUAGCUAAAGUAGUGCUUCAGGUUAAGAACGGUUUCAGGUUAAGAACGGACCUCUGGAACGAAUUAAGUUCGUAACCAGAGGUACCACUGUAAUAGAAGGUAUCAUCUUGACUCCUUUCAAAUAAUUUUUGAAACUAAGAAUGCUGAGUCUUGGUUAAUCACUGGAAAGUGUCGGAUUAUUUUAUUUACUCACAGCAAAAUAAGAUUGCAGGAGUCUGUUUAGAGCAAAUGCUUUCUCAAAUACUCGUACAUAGAGUAGCCUGCCAGUUGCAGUCUCCAUCUUGGUGUGCAUUGGACCUGCCUUGCCAUCUCUUGGCAGAUAUCAGGGGCAGCAAGAGGGUGGAUUGAUUUGUGCAGUGUGAGCAACAGGAAGUUUGAAUAUUCCUAUAAAGAUGCAAUGCAGCUAUUGCCCUCCAGCAUCACGGGAUAUAUUCUUCUUAGGAGCAUGUGUAAUUACAACUGUGCUACUAGUUAUGAUUUGGCUAUAUUCUACCUCCGGGAUGAGAGGGAUCAAUGUUUUUGAAACUAGUUAGUGAAGAACAACAGUGGGAGAAUGUCCUGUAUGUAGCAGGCUGGCCACGGUGGAAAACAGAAAAGAUACUAGACCAGAUCCAGCAGAGCUCUUCUUAAGUUCAGCUCCUACAAUAGUGCAUGAUAUAUAUUGCAAUAGGCAUGUGCUUACUCUUUUUAAUAAAUGUGGAUGCACACAACCUUUGAAUUGCCAUUACUGAAGCACUCUUUGGAAACUGACAUUACUACUACUGCAGCCCCUUUAACCCCAACUUACUUUGCCAUACCACAAGAAGAAAGGAAGCGAAUUUCUUGAAACUUGCCUCUGUCUAACCUUGGAUCCAUCAGACUACCCAUUUUCUGCCUAAAUCUCUCAUCAUCCCUUAGACAGCACUCAUUGUAGCAAAAAUGAACAAAGCUACAGUGGGAGUGAUUCGAAAUAGUCAGUGGCUUGGCAUUUGGCUUGCGUAUUUUUUUCCACUUCACUGCCUGUUUUGUAAUUUAAAUGCUAUACACCCACUCCCUAAUGCAGCUGAUGGGGUUGCUUUCAGUGCUGAUCGGCUGAUGGGGAUUGGGAGAGAGCCCCUUUGAAGUCUGGAAAAUGUCUGCUUCCAGGUGCAGUUUGAAUGCAAACCAUGUGUCUGCAAAUCACAUUUUUUCCCUUCUGCAGACUGACAGAGAGAAAAUUACCAUUUGGAGACACAGUUUGAAUCCAUAUGAUGCCUAAAACUUACAAGGGCUUCCACUUUGCACCCAUCAGCUGAUUGGAGUUGAGAGCAAGGACCUUUGAUGUCAUACCUGACAUCAAUGCUCACAUAGCAUAUAAUUGACCUGCAGGCAAUAGAGGGUGUUGUGGUUCAGCCUACCAGGUGGAUGCAGUAGUUUCCCACUUCUAAUCCAUUGAUUUGAACAUGUCUGAAGGUCCUUGGGAUGAAGAUGCAGGAAAAGUAUCAUAUAUUGCAAACGGACACACCACCUUUGUAACAAGAUAGAAGUCUUGACACUGCAAUCCAUACUUAAUCUGUGAAGACAUAGGAUUUAUUCUUGAACCAACAUCCUCUGAGGUGUGUGUGUGUCUCUGUGCGCAAAGAAACAAUCUUGGUUAUCCUUAGAUUGUUUUUACAACUUUUAAUUAUUUCAUUUUAGUAUAAUUGUGAACAGUGAAAAACUUGAUAUUACCACAGGGUAGUCAUCAUAUUUCUGUGCUGAAACUUAAAAUAUAGGAAAACAUCAGGGUGUAGGUUUGUCUAUAAGUUGUGGUUAAUAAAAAUAUUGGGUGAAAGUAAAUGUGGGUGGCGCUGUGGUCUAAACCACUGAGCCUAGGGCUUGCCAAUCGGAAGGUCGGCAGUUCGAAUCCCUGCAACGGGGGUGAGCUCCCAUUGUUCGGUCCCAGCUCCUGCCAACCUAGCAGUUUGAAAGCACAUCAAAGUGCAAGUAGAUAAAUAGGUGCCGCUCCAGUGGCAAGGUAAACAGCGUUUCUGUGCACUGCUCUGUUUUCACCAGAAGAUGCUUAGUCAUGCUGGCCACAUGACCUGGAAAAACUGUCAGCGGACAAAUGUCGGCUCCCUUGACCUGUAAAGCGAGAUGAGCGCCGCAACCCCAGAGUUGUCUGUGACUGGACUUAACUGUCAGGGGUCCUUUACCGUUACCUUUUAAACUUAGUAAAAAGCUGAUAAAUCUUUUGGGAGGACUUUUAAAAAAUCAUAGAAAUGGGGAUGCGGAAACAUGAAGCACUGAAUUUCAUAUUGGAAAAAUAAGCAUCUGAGAGAAAUCAGAAAACUGACAGAUUCAUAAACCCCUAUUUACUACUUGACCACCUCUAUUUUACAUAUAGAUUAGCAAGACACUAAGAAGAAAAUCUUAGCUAAGUUACCCACUCUUGCUCCUUUGGGGGAUAAAAUGUAGCAGAUAUGAAAUCUUCAAGGCAUCAUCACUUUCCAUAUAUCUGAUAUUAAUAAAAGUGGUUUCUUAAAAAAGCUUGACUGCUUAUCUGAUCAAUCCAAUGCCACGCAUGCACAAAUAAGCAAGAAAUAGAAUUAGCAACUUAAAAAUAACAGUGGCAAUUAGUUUUUAAUUACAGCAUAAAUUUCACCUAGUGUAUGUUCUAACAUCACUGAAUUUUAAAAUACAUUUGUUUGUUUGAAUAAGUAAUAAAAAAUACUGUUUACCUUGCAGUUUGAAGUAUUGUUUACUGUUGCCUAUUUCUCACCACCCUCAGCUUUUUCUGUCUUCCCUCCCUCCCUUGCCACAGAAAUGCUGCAAGAACAAAACCAAAUGAAAUGAAAUGUUCCCAAUAUGUAAUCAUUCUGGUUCAGGACUAUAAUCUUUUAAAUUGCUCUACUAUGUUACAUAAAAAGAGAAAUAUUAUUAGACAGGAGUAAUUUGGUAUAAACUAAAUUCUGGACGAUAGGGUUUCUGCAGUUAUUUAGGCUUCAGGAAAAAAAGUGCUAGCAAGGAGGAUAAUUACAUUAGUAGCACACAUUUUGCAGUUCUUAUGAGUCAAGCAAGCCAACAUCUUGGUUUGUUAGUGUGAAGAGAUGAGCAAGCCUGAAAAAAAUCGUAGUCCACCCUCCCCACAAAUGAUUUGGAAGGGGGUAGUAAAACAUUUUCAUGUGUAAGAACUGCAUUCUCAGGCAGAGAUUCAUCCUGUGUCUUGCAGCAGUUCAUUCAGCUGAACAGAGAAGCUGCUUUUUAAAAGCUGAAUACUUGCUUGAAUAUUUGGCAGCAAUUGCCAUGGCAAAACGUCCUACAAAGUUCCGUCUGUGCAGUUUCUCCUGUCAGUGUGCAUCAUUUCAUUUUUAGAGUGAAAAUAGUAAAUUUACACAUCAUGUUUCACUAUCAUUUCCUUUGACAAAUGUCCAAGUUAAAAUCAACAUUCAGAGCAAUAGUAACACUUAAACAAUUCAAACUCAACACUGUUUUAUUUUUCAUUGUCAUGCAUUAUGUGACAUGAGAGAUUUGUUUCUUUUUACAAUAAGUUAUAGAAAUGAAGCCCCAAUGUGGAAAAGGAAAAUAUCUAAAAGUGACAAAAACAUAAAAUAAUUUAGGCUGCAAUCAUAUGCACAUAAUGUACCUCUAUACUAGAGAUAUUAUUAUAAAUUGUUUAGUACAAUUGCAUUUAAAUAUGAAUCAACCAGCAGCGAUCUAGAUACUGAAUUUUUGAACAAUAGUUCAUUUUAAACCCUAGUUUCUGAAGAUGAUACUUGAAGAAGAAAUUUAACUGAAAAUUUCAUCUCCAAAUUCUUCUAAAAGGGACAAAAUAUAAUUCGGAUGAGCUGAAUGGUUAUGCAGUGCGUGAUUUGAGAGAAUGUUAUUUACAGUAAAGAAAUAAAAAUUCUGAAAGACCUUAGUUCUGAGUUUCCUAUGAACCGGUUAGAAGCAGGCCCUGAGCAUAAGAUAUAGUUUUGACCCCGUUUUAGCACUUUUGAAAACAAUCUGAGAAGUCAUAAGCAGUAAAGGGACUGCCUGAUUUGGUUCAAGUUCAAAUCUGGAUCACAAUUCAGAAAAAUAAAGCUUAAUGGCUCCUUGAUUCACUAUCAUGAAGUGUGUGUGUGUGUGUGUGUGUGUGUGUAUAUAAAGUCUAUUCACACCCCUCCCUCCCAGUUGACAGAAUUGGAUGACAUUUGAAGGCAUACUUGCCUCAACUUAAUGGAUAAGGUCUUCCCAGUUAUAGACAAAUGUUCUUUGUCAUGUUGCAUUAUAAUUGUUUCAUGACAAAAAUGCAAUUACUGUAUUUUCUUUCCCCCUUUCCCCCUGUAAUCAAAACAAUUGAAUGGUGUGCAGAAAGGGGAGGGUUAACCCAUCUCUCGUAGUGUGUGCCCUUGUGACUGUGUAGCAAAAAGAGCAUGGCCCCCAGCACCACAGUCAUGCUCACUGGCCCCCUACUGACUACCUACCACUGCUGCAUGGGGCCAUCCCCUCCUUAGAAAAAUGUAGAUGCCCUACUACUUGUUCCUAUAAGCUCCUCCUCUUCCCGCAACAUCAGUUCAGAACUCAUUUCCCCAAUAUUCUUCCCAAGGAAAAAUUCUGUAAAGUUAAGCUCCCCACCCCCACCCCCCAAAAUAAGGAUGUGUCUUCAUUUUUUCUUCCAGAGAUCAACAGCCCCUGCUUAUAAUUGUCAUCUCAGUCUGGACUGCAUCUUCAUCUGUAAUAAAUGAGCAUCUUCAUACAUCAUUUAACUAACAGACUUUUUUCCAUGUUCAUUUCUUGCUUUUGAAGCUAUUCUGUAGCAUGUUAUUUAGGGAAGAUCAAAUGUAUGAGAUUUCUCUUUGGAUUAAAGCAGGCUUUGAGAAGAGGGCCAUAUAUAUAAAAUCACCCUUUGGAGUUCACCCAUCCUUAAGUCUUUAAUUUUUUUGAGCACCCAUAGAUCACCAUAAUCCAUAUAAAUGCCAGGAGGCAGACACUGAGAGAGCCCAAAAGAUGUAAUGAUUUCUAAGAUAAUAGCACUUAGAUAUAUGGGGGAAAUGAAUAAAAAUCAGACUAAUGAUCCUUAGUAGUUACUGCACUGAAGUUUGUAAUUAUGAAUUUGGCCCACUUGUACCGCUUGGCUGAUGAUACCUGAAUCAAGCGUACACAUCUGUACACACACACAUGCAAAAUGAAUUUUUAUCUAGCUCAGAAAAGGUAAAUGAGCCAGCUGCUUUCUAGAUAGAUGUAUAGAAUUUCUUGUUAACCCUAUGACUCAAUUCAAUUUUCAUUCAUUGGACUAAAGCUCAUGAACUGUUUGAAAUUGACAUGUAAUUUACAGAACAAUGCCAGGUUGUUUAGAUGAAUUGCCUUUAUGCAAGAGAAAUCUUGACAGGAACAGCACAAGGCGUGCUGGUGGCCCAUCUAGUCUAGCAUUCUGUUCUCACAGUGGCCAAUGGGAAGCCCACAAGCAGAGCAAAAGGUAGCAGGACUCUCCCACUGACAUUUCUUUAGCAGCUGGUACUGGAGUAUAUAGUCAUCAUUACUAGUGGUCACUGAUAGCCUUAUGUUCCCUGAAAUUCGUCAAAUCCCAUUUAAAGCCAUCCAUGUUGACAGCCACCACUGCAUCUUGUGAGAACAAAUUCUGUAGUCGGACAGUGUGCUGUGUGCAUAUAUAUAUUCUCUUGUCUAUCUUGAAUCUCUGACCUUUUAACUUUCUUAGAUGACCCCAGUUCUGUUAUGAGGGAGGCAAAAUUCUAUCAUAUCUACUUUCUGCAUGGUUACUUACCCCCUCCGGAAUGCACAUUGUGGUUCUAGUCCUCAUUAGGAAGGCUGGGACCACAGGUCACUGCUGCUUCUGCCUUUUCUUCCAUCUGCCUGAAGGUUUUUUUGCAUUUAGGAAGGGGGUCAGGAGAAGCCCCAGAACGUGGAGGAGGAGAGCAGGGCUCUAUCUGGAAGCUGAAAUGCUUGCACAGAUGGAAUGAUUGGAAGAGUGUGAGGUUGAAUUCCAUACUGAGUAUCAAUGUAAGAAGCUAUUAUGGUGGGAUAUGACACCAGCUAGGCUUGACAAGGUUUAUUCAGGCACACAGUUCAAAUGUUGGAAGUGCUCAGUCACAAAUGCCUAUCUGCUUCAUAUUUGGUGGGGCAGCCAAGCUGGCUUAUGCUUUUUGGAGGCAAAUAACAUGCAUUAUAUCAGAAAUGAUGGAUCUAACAGAGGGACUUAGCCCAAUGUUGAUUUUAUUUAAUUGGAUUGCAGAGGAUAUUCCAAAAUAAAUUCAUUAUUAAAGAUUUCCAUUUAAUAAUAACAACAAAAAUUGUGUGGGUGCACAAGAGGAAAAAGCCACACACCACAUCUAUCUGGGAAUGAUUAUUGAAAUGUUUAGAGCUUGCAGAAGCGGACAAAUUAACCAACUUGAUUCAUAUGAGAAAUAACGAGUAUUCAGAUUUUGUUUGCUGAGAGAUGGACAUGUUUUUGUUCAUUAUUGAAAAUUUAAGUCUUGGCAGGAUUUUGUGUUUCUAAGUAAUAGAAUAUGUGUGUAUAUCUAUUUAAAGUAUUAUAUAAUAUAAUAAAGUAUAGAAACAUUUUAUUUUUAAAAAGACACAAAAUGAUGAUGAUGACGACGACGAAUGGGGCAGCACACUUCUGCCUCAUCAGCCCAGCCAGGUCCCUUAGAGGGAUUCUGGCUGAGUGGGCAGAAAGAAUGAAAAUGGGGGAAACAAAAUGAUGAAUGGAUGGGGGAGAGACUGGAGGAUGAGGAAUAGGUGUUGAUGGUGUGACUUCUCCCUUGUUAAUUUUCACAGUCAGUUUUCAACCUGUUGCAUUCCUCAAUAGGGCUGUGUGGGAGUGACAUACCUCUGUAGACCCUUGGGACAAGAGCAGGGGCAGGUUGCUUCCCUGACACCACAUCAGCUCUUUUCGGGCACGCAGCAUGAUUAAAUCUGUCCACUGAGAUCAGUGGAGACAAAAUAAAUACAUGGAGAGGGGCUUGCCAGACGGUUUGUUUUUUAAGCAUUCUGUUGCAUAAUAGUGGGGGUGUCUACCUUCUAACUUCUCUUCUUUUUGCUUACAGCUUUUCCAACUAA
Podarcis lilfordi (Lilford's wall lizard) is the source of this 17703-nucleotide messenger RNA. Lineage: Eukaryota; Metazoa; Chordata; Lepidosauria; Squamata; Lacertidae. The record is from the annotation of a GenBank genome assembly.